Aspergillus wentii DTO 134E9 is the source of this 2022-nucleotide messenger RNA. Its product is annotated as Zn(II)2Cys6 transcription factor. Lineage: Eukaryota; Fungi; Ascomycota; Eurotiomycetes; Eurotiales; Aspergillaceae. The record is from RefSeq and is a predicted model, not a curated record. The transcript is spliced from 8 exons. Gene Ontology annotation, biological process: positive regulation of transcription from RNA polymerase II promoter by galactose; DNA-templated transcription. Gene Ontology annotation, cellular component: nucleus. The coding region runs from base 1 to 2022 and encodes 673 amino acids. Gene Ontology annotation, molecular function: RNA polymerase II cis-regulatory region sequence-specific DNA binding; zinc ion binding; DNA-binding transcription factor activity, RNA polymerase II-specific.
AUGCCACGAUCGUCAAGUCCAGUAUCAAAGCAGAUUGAACUACGAGCAUGUUUAGAAUGUCGGAAACGUAAGAGCAAGUGCUCUGGGGGUUCGCCCUGCCAGUACUGCUCUCGAAGCAAGAAGCAAUGCGUCUAUGGCCGUGCUCCAUCUCGCACUCCACUGACGCGAAAAAAUCUCGAUGAAACAGAACGUCGCUGUGCAAAGUUGAUGGCUCUACUUCAUAAACUCAACCCGGAUGUUGACAUUGAAGUUGCGCUGAAGCAUGAAGGCUUUGAAUUCCCACUCAAGAGUCUACAGAGCGCAGAUUCUGAGAUAGAAAGCCCUGCCUCUGUGGAUCGAUUCGAGUGGAAUGAAGCUGCGUUGGCGUCGCCGUCGCGGUCGCAAAAAGAGUGCCCGGACGGGAUGGCAUCAUUGGUGCCGAGUGGGAGGGCAGGAUGUGGAUAUCUUGGAAAUAGUUCUGGAUCGCAUCUGCUGCGGAAUAUCUCAGGCUUAUUCCCUGAUAACCCUGACUCUGUGGCUACUGAGCAAACAUCGCCUGUCGAUGCGAGCCAGAUCGAAAGUCCAUCAUGGUCAGCCCAUCUGAGCAACACUGCGGUCUUGGACAGGCUGGUUGAUGCAUACUUCAUGUGUUACAAUUCAUCAUUUCCGAUUCUACACGAGAGCACAUUUCGACAAAAGUACCGCAAUCGCCAGCAGAUUCAUCUCCGCUCGAGUUGGCAUCCGAUCUUCUAUCUUGUCCUGGCAAUUGGGGACUGGAUUCUGGCUGGUGGAGCAGAGGCUGAACAGUCGAGAUAUUAUACGGCUGCACGGUCACGCAUGUCGAUGCGUAUGUUGGAGUCGGGCAAUCUGCUCACCGUGCAGGCUUUUCUACUGAUGGGUAAUUAUCUUCAGAAACGCGAUCGGCCUAAUACGGGGUACAAUUUUAUUGGGAUUGCAUAUAGGAUGGCCCUUGGGCUAGGACUUCAUCGCGAGCCACCCGCGGAUACACCUGAUUCACUGUUCAAUGAACGGAGGAGAGUCGUCUGGUGGAUUGUCUAUUGCUUCGAUAGUGGGUUCAGCUUGACCACGGGGAGGCCUGUGAUGGCUUCUGAUGGGUUUAUCGAAACACGACUUCCACGGAAUAUUGAUGACUCGGCGUGUACAUUGGAUUCUAUCCUCCCAGCACCGACAGAAGAGCCAACCACCUACUCGGCGAUUAUAGCACAGGCACGGCUAUCCUCGAUUGGAAACAUGGUGUAUCGUGACGUGAUAUCCGCGUCGAAAGAAACCCCCCUCGAUCUGAGGGUGGCACGCUCGAUUGACCACCAGUUCAAAGCCUGGAAACUAUCCUUGCCAGUCUACUUUACAGCCCAAGACAUUCCUCACUGGUUCCAUGGCCCACGGGCAAUCAUCCGAUGGAAGGAAGAGAAUGUGCGCAUGAUGCUGUGGUGGGGAAGCCAGCGCCUGUGCAGUUUGCCAUCAGACAGCGACGAAGCACAGAACAUGUGCCAUUACACUGCGAUUGAGACUAUCCAGGACAUUACGACCUUCUGCCUGGACCAUCCAGAUACCCUCCACGCCGGGACCAACUGGUACGCCACGUACUUUUUAUUCCAAGCAACGAUCGUGCUCAGCAUUCACUAUCUACGACCGUGUCAGUCCAGGGACACCACAGCCACGCAGGAGUUAUGGUUUCUCUCCAUCUCACGAGCACGAGAUUGUCUCGCCUUUCUGAGCACGAAUAACAAAGCUGCCUCGCGAUGUCUGGCUGUGCUCGAUAGAAUCAGAGAUCAAUCCCAGCCGUCACAACCUGCGUCGGCACCAGUACCUCCUGACCCUGACUCGACACAGUUACAAACUAUUCCUGGAGAUCCGGGCAUGCAUUCACCUACUUUUGCGAUUGACCCUGCGCUGCAGAUCUUCUUUCAGGAUACUACGUGGGAUAAUGAUAUCUUUGAAGGUCUUCAGGGCUUUCCUAGUACGGAUGAGACUGAGUCGUUUGACUAUAUCCGGCUUACUGAUCCGAGUUUGGAGCCUAGUUAG